CCAACAAAACGAGUAUAGGAACUUUAUGCUUUCGUAGAAUGGGACCUUGUGCAGGAGAUAGAAGUUGGAUUUUGUAAAACAAUGAAAAGGAUUUUAAUAUGGCUGCCAAUUCGAAGGGAGAUGUGGAUACUAAAAAUUCCCCCAAAGUAGGCAGUUGCAGCGACAGCGACUCCAGCAACACCAGCGAGGAGGAACGACUUCGACGCUUAUUUCAAACAUGCGACGCAGACGGGGAUGGAUUCAUUGACGGUGACGACUUCAUCUACAUGUGCAGCCAGUUGAACAUGGAGGACUCGGCACAAGAGAUCAUGGCGCAGCUCGGGAUGAACACCAGGUGCCAAAUCUCCUUCAGUGACUUUCUCCGCUGUCGCUCACGUGUCAUGUUAGAGGCCGAACAAUGUCCUUUUAUGGGCAACGCUGCUGACGACACUGGAAUCGACUCGGACACAAGUGGCUUUCAAGUUACUACAACGCAGAAUAUUACAUCAUGGCCGACGAUGAGUAGCGAUAGUAUAGGUGCUCAUUCUGGUAAACCCGAAAGUGUGGACUACGACAGCGGAGCCAGAGAUCUGUGCAGCCCAGAACCUGCCAGCUUGUCCAAACUGAUGGAGUCACAUGACCCGGGGACCAUCAAGCACAUGACAGAGAGUUGCUCAGCUGCUGGAAACUUCCUGGAACUGGCCAACAGGCUCCACCUGGCGGCCUUGACUUCACUGAAAGGGGAGAUAAUCGAUCUAAAUAAUCGACUUCAACAUGUGACUAGUGAAAGAGACUUGCUAGAAAAGCAGCUUACAAAAGUACAGAGUGAGAAGCUUCAUCUCCAGCACGAGUGUGAGGACCGUAUUGACCAGACCGCCGGGCGAUACGAGGAGAGGAUUACAGAGCUGCACAGUGUUAUUGCAGAACUUCGCAAGAAGAUAGAACGCCAUCAGAUUAAUGUGAUAAGGGAGGAGGAUGAAUUUGAGGAGUCAGACAAGAGCAAUGAUGGUGGCAGCAUCAACGAGAACAACGCCAACGGAUCCCAGUCAGCCAGUUGUGAAAUCGGUAAUGAGAUCAACGCAGAGUUCACGCGAGUGGUGACCGAGCUGGAGUCGGCCAUAGCAGAAAGGAAAGAGAUGGCUAUUGGCGUGGACGACGGGGAGAGGGACGCCAUCCGGAGACUAACCCAGGAUGUCGAUAAUGAUAGUGUGGACGAAAAGGCAGGGGAGAUUUGUGAAGACUUGAGUGGCCUUGGACUUAACCAGCCACCGACCUUGCCCCCUCGGCAGUUGCGGCCGGCGAUGUUCCACCCACCUCCUCCCCAACCCCCCAACCAGUACCCAGACCCCGAGUACCUCCAGGAGGAGAUCGCCAGCCUCCGGGUCGAGAACAACACGCUGCAGGAACAGAUCGGCAAACAGGAAGUGGACCUCAACAUGCUGCGUGAACACCUAGAGGCGUUACGAGAUGAACGCGAGAAGUUGAAACGAAAGAUUCGUGAGAUGCAGUCUCGGAUCCAGGUGAAGGAGAGUUCUUCUAGUCCUAAUGACAGUCGGACGUCCACGCCGACCAAGUCGCAGCUGAGUCAGUCACAGAUGCAGAUGACGCCAAGCAAUGAUCAGUUCCCCGUUGCCAAAAUAGCAGAGUUGAAAAAACUAAAAACCUGUGCUGGGGAUCGACAGGUCUUGGGGUCUGAAAUCAGUUCAUUAGGGCUUCCCAACACAAAGGUUGCAGAGCAUUUAGUUCAGAGCCUCCAGGAAUGUUCCAAUAUGCAGGAGAUUGUGCAGACUCUGUACAAGUGUGGUAGUGAGAUCGGUGACACCAAGGUCAAGGAGUUUGAGAUUGAGUUCGAGAGAUUGCAGAGUAAGAUAGACAAUCUGAAGUCACAGCAUGAUCUGACAACUUUGACCUUAGCAGAGAGUAAAGCAUAUUCGGAGAGACUUACAGUGCUCAUGGGUAAAUAUGAGUCGAACAAUACGGCCUUGAACUUGGCCAUCAACUACUCGGACCAGGCGAUAGAAGCGUAUGAGGUGUUGUGUGCACUGCUGGAGACGGAGAUGGGAGUACUGCUGUCCAACUGUCGAGCAGCAGGACUUGGAAGUUUAGCAGGAGACUCCGGGAUCUGUGACGACCAAAAUGAGGUGACAGUCAUUUUACAACGGUCACACCAUGCGAGGAAAACAGCAGAAAACGUGGCCAAACACCUGCUUCACAAGAUGGAACGAUGUUGUACUGGUCAUGUGACUGGAUGUACUGCCAGUCCAUGGGAGGAUCUCUCGUCCAAUAGCAGAACAGCAAGCACAACUAGUUCAACUGCCAGUUCAGUGGACACAGACUUCAGCAAGAUAGACGAGCAGAGGUUACGAGACUAUAUCCAGUCUCUAAAGAAUGACAGAGCUGCCGUCAAGAUGACCGUGUUGGAACUGGAGAGUGUGCACUGUGACCCGAUAUCAGAUGAACCCAAGAAGAUUCCAGAAGCCCAGAGACUGGACUUGGAGAAUGCAGUUCUCAUGCAAGAACUGAUGGCCAUGAAGGAGGAGAAGGCUGAGUUGAAGGCUGGCAACUACCUGAUGGAGAAGGAGAAGCGAGCCCUGGAGCUCCGGCUGAGUGGCAAGGAGAGUCAGGAACAGGCCUACAGGGUCCAGAUAGAACACCUCAAGUGUGAGGUGUUAGAGUAUCAGCAGAAACUCAUGGCCAGCAAGGAUGGCAGGUACAAGAAGGAUAUCGACUGUGACCUAUCACCGAUGAUCUCAAUGGCGGAGCUGCGGACUAAUAACUCGAGCGACAUUGCGCAGGAUCUCUGCGACGCCCUGAAACGAGAAAAGAAGUUGAAGUCCCGGGUUCAAGAGCUUGUGUCAACGUUAGAAAAAAUAUCUCGGAACUCGGAGAUCAGACAUCAACAGUCUGCAGAAUUUGUGAAUGAUUUGAAAAGAGCAAACAGUGCCUUGAUAUCAGCUUUUGACAAAGCGAAAAAGAAGUACCAGAGUAAGCUUAAGAAGCUGGAGGCGCAGCUGCAAUCCAUGACAGAGAGAUACGAGACUCAGAUUCGGAUUUUGAAACAAAGAAUUUCAAUGUAUGAAGGUGAUGGUGUCAGGCCACCAACCAGUGAAACAUCAUUAUAGCAUAGGACCACCAUCAACAGACAUAAUACACUUCUCAUUGAUGGCUUCCUCACGGCGACAGUUAUCUCCCUCAUCACGGGAGUUAUCUCCCUUGGAAUCUCAGCACUCUGCUCACCUGCACCUGUUAUGUUGAAGAAAGAUUGUAUGUGAAUUGAACAUGUCUAUUGUGAAACUAGGAGCUGUGUCAAAAGUGUGUGUUUACUUUCCACAUGUACAGUUUUACUUUUGUUGAUGGGUGGCUCUAAACUCAUUGUGUGUGUAAGGAUGAAGUUUGGAAAUAAAACAUAAGUAACGAGUUUGGUAUCCAAACCCGAGUUUAUAUCAAGACAUUCUCUGAGGCUGGUAUUCAGCCCAAAAUCUACAGCAAAUGGGCUUUAAAAAUGUUCCAUUUCAUAUACGAAUCCAACUAAUGUGGUUACUUGUUAAGGUUAAUUAUAUUUUACUGAUAAACAAUAACAAGAACGAUACUUGAAUGCUUAACUUAAUAUACAAUCCAUACAAUGGCAAAAUGUCUCUGCAAAAAGAAUCCAUUGAAAUCUUCAUCAGAUAUAUACUAGUAUGAAAGUCAUUUGUCUGUUGGACAUUUUUAGAUUGUACACAUCACAUUGAUGGCUUCCUCAUUGUUAGAGUUAUCUCCUCAUUCAUAGUAGUUAUCUCCCUUCUCUUUGGAGUUAUCUCCCUUUUUGACAGUGCAGAAAGUUUGGUUUAGAUGAUGUUGUUUCCCAGCCAUGAAAAGAUAGGUGUAUAUGUCAGUGAUCUGAAUUGUAUGCAAGAAUAUUUUACACAUCAAAUGGUUUUAAGGCCAGCAAACAAAUUGUUUCAUGUUCAUAAAUUGUUGCAAUGUUAUUGAGUUGAUAUUGAGCAUCAUGUCAUGGCAAGUGGGUGUUUUCAUCACUGAAUCUAAGAAUCUCCAGCACCUUUUAAAUUUGUAUUUUCUGCACAGCCCAAACUGCCAUGGACACUAAAGUUGGGCCAGGAGACUGGAGUGUAGGAAUUAGAGCCAGUCAUGUGGCAGCAUAUGUGUUGAUUUUAAAAGAAAGACAGUCAAACAGGAGACUACUACAGUCUAGGAAUGAGAGCCAGUCAAAUAUUGAUACACCUCUUGAAAGUAGAAAUGAAAACUGAUGAAAUAACAGUGUGACCUGAAAGUAGGAUUAAUAGCCAGUUGAAUGGUAUUGUAGGGAGUAGGAAUGAAAGCGACAAGGGGUUAUACAAGCGCCAGUCAAAUAACAGUCUGUGACAAGAGACUACAGGAGAGCCAAUCACAAAGCGGUCUGUGACAAGAGACUACAGGAGAGCCAAUCACAAAGCGGUCUGUGACAAGAGACUACAGGAGAGCCAAUCACAAAGCAGUCUGUGA
Messenger RNA from Haliotis rubra (blacklip abalone), 4461 nucleotides. Its product is annotated as colorectal mutant cancer protein-like. Gene Ontology annotation, molecular function: calcium ion binding. Lineage: Eukaryota; Metazoa; Mollusca; Gastropoda; Lepetellida; Haliotidae. The record is from RefSeq and is a predicted model, not a curated record.